Caenorhabditis remanei is the source of this 678-nucleotide messenger RNA. RefSeq lists its product as uncharacterized. The transcript is spliced from 5 exons. The coding region runs from base 1 to 678 and encodes 225 amino acids. The record is from RefSeq and is a predicted model, not a curated record. Lineage: Eukaryota; Metazoa; Nematoda; Chromadorea; Rhabditida; Rhabditidae.
AUGUCGUUCUUCCAUUUUAUCAACUGCAUCGCGCUUUCAUUUGCGCCUUACUUUAUUGUCUACAAGUAUUCAGGUAUCAACGAGUAUAGCUCAAUCUGGAAAUGCGCAACAGCAAGUGGAGGAUAUCUGCUAACUCAGCUUGCGAAACUUCUCAUCCUUGCUACUUUCUUUCCAGAUCUCGAUGGGGAAGGAUUCGCCAUUUUACCGGAAUUUCUGAAGAGUAGUGCUGAUAUCAUCGACGUAAUUGGUCUUCAUCUUCUGAUGACAAAUUUCUUGGCUGGAAAGGGAGAAGUUCGAUUCGUUGUUGGUGGUCUUGGAUGGGGAUUCGCUCAUUCUAUUGCUCAUCGUCUCGUUCUUCUGUGGGUUGGAGCUCGUGGUACCGCUUUCACCUGGCGUUGGAUUCAGACUUCUCUCAACUCUUCGGCUGACUUGAUGGUUAUUGUUUCUCUCGCUUGCCUUACAUGGAUGAUCACUCGUAGUCAAAAUAAAGUUAUCAUCUCUCCCGUUCUCGCUAUGUGUGUGUUCUCCACAUUCGUAUAUCAAACCGUACAACACUCAUUCUCUCUUUACGGCUGGUCUCUAUUGGCAUUCCGUUUCGUCUACUCUAUCGCCACCGCUGCACUUACCGUCAUUGUCUAUUCUGCAAACCGCACAACAAACGCACGAAAGAAUGAGUAG